CACACGGCCAGACAGUGAUAGUGAUACUCCCUCCAUGCCUUUAUCUAUCUGCAGACACCUCGAACGGCGCUCGUUAAUUAAGACGAAUGCGCCACCAGCUCCCGAUAAUGGCAACCACGUCUGGACUUUCUUCACAAGGAGAUAAGGGGGAAACGUGGCACUGACUGAACCCGCAUUGCAUCACGAACACCCGGUAGCCUACGCCGCUGCCGAUACAGCUCGAGCUUAUUUAUAUAAUACAUUAUUUAUAUAAUACAUAAUUUGGCAAAAAAUGACGUUCACAGUCACACACUCACAUUUGACGGGGUAGCUCUGCUGUCGCUCCGGGGCCAGCUGCUGUCUGAAUGCAUGCGCAUCGACGCGGAUGAACGCAGCAGUGUUCAGAAGUUUGAGGUGCUGUGUGCGCACAACCAAUCAAGGCACCAGCAACAGGCCACCAGUUUUCACGUUUACCCGAGGUGCAGAAGAGUGAAUGAGACAGGAGAUUGGAGUGGAGCGCCUCUGCUUGUGGAUGGACCACUGAUCAAGAGGGAAAGUAAGCUUGGAAGUUGGAGUUUAUGCACGAAACGCGCAGAGAUAUUCCUCAUUUUUAUUCACUCUGUUACACGAAGGAUGGAGGGGCGCAGCUGACGGUUAGGGAUCGUAGCCUCGAAGAGGAUAAACACACCGAAGGAACCGAACUGCCGGACGAGGGAAAUAUGUAUGGGCGUUACACACAGGAGCUCGGUGUGUACGCCAAGGAGGAGGCGGCCCGCCUGCGUGAUGGCGGGGGGCUGCGGAGGGUCACCAGUGUUCGCAGUCGGUCGGCAGAGCUGCUGGAGUAUGAGAAAGACCCUUGCGCUAAGUGUCAUGUGUGUACGUCUCGCUGUCAGAAGUUCCUGAUCUCGCGUGUGGGCGAGGACUGGAUCUUUCUCAUCCUACUGGGUCUGGUCAUGGCCCUGGUCAGCUGGGUGAUGGACUAUGCUAUCGCCUUUUGUCAGCAAGCUCAGAAGUGGAUGUACGGGGGACUGGACAGUAACAUGCUCCUGCAGUACCUGGCAUGGGUCACCUACCCAGUGGUGCUCAUCACUUUCUCAGCAGGGUUCACACAGAUACUGUCCCCGCAGGCUGUGGGUUCGGGUAUCCCAGAGAUGAAAACCAUUCUGAGAGGCGUAGUGCUGAAGGAAUAUCUCACCUUUAAAACCUUUGUGGCCAAAGUUAUUGGGCUGACCUGUGCUCUGGGCAGUGGCAUGCCCCUGGGAAAGGAGGGCCCGUUUGUUCAUGUGGCCAGUCUCUGUGCAGCCCUCCUGAGCAAGUUUUUGGCUGCCUUGUUUGGUGGACUCUACAAGGAAGAGCCCUUUGAGGGAAACAAGAAUGAGCUGAGGAACACUGAGAUGCUAUCAGCAGCGUGUGCAGUGGGGGUAGGCUGCUGCUUCGCUGCCCCCAUUGGAGGUGUGCUCUUCAGCAUUGAGGUAACGUCUACGUUCUUUGCGGUGAGGAACUACUGGAGGGGCUUCUUCGCUGCCACCUUCAGCGCCUUCAUCUUCAGAGUAUUGGCUGUGUGGAACCAGGACGAAGAGACCAUCACAGCCCUCUUUAAGACACGUUUCCGCCUGGACUUCCCCUUUGACCUCCAGGAGCUGCCAGCCUUUGCCAUCCUGGGGAUUGCGUGUGGUUUUGGUGGGGCUCUCUUUGUCUACCUGAACAGACUGAUAGUAGAGUGUAUGAGGAAACAGAAGACAAUCAACAAGUUCCUGCUCAGGAACUCCUCGCUCCAUGUCAGACGUCUGGUGUAUCCUGCUAUGGUCACCUUGAUCAUCUCAACCCUCACCUUCCCCCCUGGGUUUGGACAGUUCAUGGCUGGACAGCUGACGCAGCAUGAGUCCCUGGUGGCGUUGUUGGACAACCGAACAUGGUGUCGGCAGGGCGUUGCCGAGGAGUUUGACUACAUCAGCCACUCCCAUGCCUGGAAACACCCCCAGGUUAACGUCUUCAUCACUCUCAUCCUCUUCAUCGUCAUGAAGUUCUGGAUGUCUGCAGUAGCUACCACCAUGCCUGUGCCAUGUGGGGCCUUCAUGCCAGUUUUCCUCAUUGGUGCGGCAUUUGGACGUUUGGUAGGCGAGACCAUGGCAGUCAUGUUCCCUGAUGGCAUCCAUGCUGAUGGCAGUGUCUAUCCUAUAGUGCCUGGCGGCUAUGCUGUAGUGGGUGCAGCGGCGUUGUCGGGGGCAGUGACUCACACGGUGUCGACAGCAGUCAUCGUGUUUGAGCUGACGGGUCAGAUCAGCCACAUCCUGCCGGUGAUGAUAGCGGUGAUCCUGGCCAACGCCGUUGCCCAGUCCCUCCAGCCCUCGCUAUACGACUCUAUCAUCAGGAUCAAGAAACUACCCUAUCUCCCUGAACUGGGCAUGGGGCACCACGAGAAGUAUAACAUCCGUGUGGAGGACAUCAUGGUUAGAGACGUGCGUUACAUCACUCUCUCCUCCUCCUACCGAGAGGUACAGGAGGUCCUGAUGACUGGACAGCUGAAAACACUGGCCCUGGUUGAGUCCACAGACUCUAUGAUCCUGUUGGGUUCUAUAGAGCGCUCCCAGCUCCAGUCACUCCUGUCCCUCCAGCUGGGUCCAACGCGCAGGCUCGACCACCUCCGGAGGCACGCCCAGGACAACGGCACACACACACACACACUGGGCGCGCACACACACCUGGACACCAUGGACAGUCCCCCCAGCCCACCCUGCACACACACACACUCCUACACCUCCAACUCCUCCAAUACCAGCGCACGCCAUGGGGUUCGCUUCCUGAUCUCAACAGAGGAGUCCUCCUUCAGUGCAGCUGUGUCCAACUCUCAGCUGCCACUCAAAUCUGCAAUGAAAACUGUCCCUACUAUUCACAACACAGAGACACCCAACAGUAUACAUACUCUCUCAAUUAAUAGAGACACGCCGACUCCCUCUCCUCUGUCAGGCUCUCAGCAGACCCUUUCCUGUGGUGACCCUGAGAGAGAGCUACUCGAGAGCCCGGCAGAGCCAGAGGCUCCUGAGAGCAGGGGGCCCAAACGAGUCAGGAUCUCCAUGGCGGCGGAGUCCCCUGAAGUAGAGGAUGACAUGACCACAAACGAAAUAGCAGAGUGGGAGGAGCAACAGCUGGACGAGCCAGUGGAUUUCAACAACUGCAAGAUAGACCCCGCCCCUUUUCAGCUUGUGGAGCGGACAUCUCUGCAUAAGACUCACACCAUCUUCUCCCUGCUGGGACUGGACCAUGCCUAUGUGACCAGUACAGGGCGGCUGGUGGGCGUGGUCUCCCUCAGGGAGCUGCGUAAGGCCAUAGAGGGUUCAGUGACGGUGACAGGGGUGAAAGUUCGCCCCCCUCUGGCCAGUUUCCGUGACAGCGGCAACACUACCAGCGUUUCCGAGGUGACAGAGCUGCACAAGCUUUGGAACCGCCACAGAGGCCUCUCGUUACCACGGGAACCCACCCCGCCCGACAUGGAGGACCAAUUGGACGUUAUGGAUGAGGAGACCCCUGUCCACUUCAUACAGGACCAAUCAGAUAUGGAGUUUGAAACCAUCCCCACUGACAAUACGGACCCGCCAUCGGAAUUGGUCCUUCAGGAAAGCCUCUCAAUAACAGAGGACCAAACAGAGGAGUUUAUCUUAGAGUGCAGCCCUUCCCACACUGACGAAUCAGAGCUGGCCUGUGAUUUUGACCCCUCCCACCUCCCUGAGACUGACGAAUUGGAGCCGGCGAAGGAACAUGGAACCCCACCACAUGGAACCACACCCCAGAACAUAGAGCAAAUGGACCAAUCAGAACUGCAGUGUAAGCGAAGUCCCAACCGCACUGAGGACCAAUCGGAAUGACAGAAGGGGCGAGGGACAGUUAGGAGUUGCUUCGUGGUUCGUUGAGGUUUCUACAACCUUAGAGGUCACGUUCACCUGAAUCUGUCUGUGUCCACAAUGUAUUGUGUGCGCGUGUGAUGGUGUAAAUGAGCUCGUAUUCCUGUGUGAGUGAUCGAGUAACUGAGUGAAUGUGACAACAUGGUUCUGUGUUUAACAAAGUGUUUUGGGGUGUGUGUGUGUGUGUGUGUGUGUGUGUGUGUGUGUGUGUGUGUGUGUGUGUGUGUGUGC
This is a messenger RNA of Oncorhynchus kisutch (coho salmon), 4109 nucleotides long. RefSeq names its product chloride channel protein 2. Gene Ontology annotation, biological process: transmembrane transport; chloride transport. Bases 558 to 3842 code for a protein of 1094 amino acids. Gene Ontology annotation, molecular function: voltage-gated chloride channel activity. Gene Ontology annotation, cellular component: plasma membrane. The record is from RefSeq and is a predicted model, not a curated record. NCBI's taxonomy places the organism in Eukaryota, Metazoa, Chordata, Actinopteri, Salmoniformes, Salmonidae. The transcript is spliced from 24 exons.